GACACACCAUCGCUUGCCCAAGGUUUGAAGAACAAGAGCAACUGAGCAUUCUCCAAGAUGUUCUGCCAGCAAAACCAGCAGAAAUGCCAGCUCCCUGCCAAGUGUCGCCCCAAAUACCCACCCAAGUGCCCCCCUCAGGCCCCUCAGGCCCCGGGUCCCCACCCUGCUCCUGCCCCUUCCUGCUGUGCCCCCAGGUGCUGUGUUUCUGGGUUCAGAAGCAGCUGCUCUCUGGUGUCCCACCGAUUUCCGAGAGUCUGCCUAGACCUGGCCCAGCCUUCCAUCUGCUGUGAGAGGGAGCCCUCCGCAUGUUCCUGCAGUUGCCGUGGCCAUGGGGGCUACAGAUGACCUGCAUCCUUUGAGGAUCCCAAGAUGCACAGCCAGGGACCAGCCCGAAAUGGAUGUCACAUCUCUCUCUCAGCCUCGUUCUUCCCUCUCCUUCUGAGUUAAGCUGCCUAGAUGUGUAGGUGAUGGAUGCCGCUUUUUCCGGAGAAUCCCAGACCUCUUGGCCUUAGCUCUGGUCCUAGACCAAGAAGCCCUGAAUGCUGGAGACAACUCUGCUUCCCAAAGCCUCAUCAGUGUGCAAAAAUAAAGCUUAUC
This is a messenger RNA of Camelus dromedarius (Arabian camel), 597 nucleotides long. RefSeq names its product late cornified envelope 7A (gene LCE7A). The coding region runs from base 58 to 345 and encodes 95 amino acids. Gene Ontology annotation, biological process: epidermis development. The record is from RefSeq and is a predicted model, not a curated record. Lineage: Eukaryota; Metazoa; Chordata; Mammalia; Artiodactyla; Camelidae. The transcript is spliced from 2 exons.